ACACACCGGGCCCGGCUCCUGAGGGCGCCAGCGCGGCCCCGGGGAGCGCGAGGAGCCGGCGAAGCGCGCGGCCUGCCGUUGGCGGCCUGGUCCGCAGCGCCCUGCGCCCACCCGCCCCGGACGUGGGGCCCAAGCCCCCGUGAAGAUGGUGUCCUGGAUGAUCUCCAGAGCCGUGGUGCUGGUGUUUGGAAUGCUUUAUCCUGCAUAUUAUUCAUACAAAGCUGUGAAAACAAAAAACGUGAAGGAAUAUGUUCGAUGGAUGAUGUACUGGAUUGUUUUUGCUCUCUAUACUGUGAUUGAAACAGUAGCCGAUCAAACAGUUGCUUGGUUUCCCCUGUACUAUGAGCUGAAGAUUGCUUUUGUCAUAUGGCUGCUUUCUCCCUAUACCAAAGGAGCAAGUUUAAUAUAUAGAAAAUUCCUUCAUCCACUUCUUUCUUCAAAGGAAAGGGAGAUUGAUGAUUAUAUUGUACAAGCAAAGGAACGAGGCUAUGAAACCAUGGUAAACUUUGGACGGCAAGGUUUAAACCUUGCAGCUACUGCUGCUGUUACUGCAGCAGUAAAGGAUUUCUGGCUUACUUCUGCACCUCUACUUCAAUCAAUUUGAGGUAACCGAUUAUUCAAAAUAAGGCAUGAAAAAGUCUGUUCUUAAAACUUGGUACUUAGCCAGUUACUAAUGUCAUUUGUUGUGUUUGCAAGCCAAGUUAUCAAAUGAAUGUGUUCUGUAAAAAUUUGCAUUAUGGUUUUGGAUUUCUUUGCAUGUUGUAAUUUGUGUGAUUUAUUUUAAAUACUUUAGCAUAAUUGAUUUUGGUGUGUUUGGUAUGGAAAGAAAAUAGCCUUCUGUGUUCCUUAGUUGCUUCAUGUAUAAAAUGGGGGUAAUAUACCUGUGAGAAUAUUUAAAAGCACAGUGCUUGCUUGCAUAUAGUAGGAGCCCAAUAAACAUAAAUAUCAUGUGUCUAUCUCCAUUCAAAAUUCAAGUGAAAAUUUAAGUUUUUUGCUAUUAAAUUAAAUUGAGAUUGAAUAGUAUUCUGCUUUCAAGUUAGUCUGUUUUAGUUAUCUUGAACUAAAACAACUCUAUGGAAAUAAAUAUUCCAGUUGAGUGGUGAUUUUAUAUAACUAAUAGUGAAGGGAUAUGAAAUGAGGGCACUUUCACUUUUCAGAGAGGUCUUUGACUCAAGUAUCAAAAUGAAUGUAAUGAACAAGAAGGAAAAUUCAAAUUAUAUACCUAAUAGCAUUACAUUGAGGGUUAAAUGGAAGUUUAUUAACUAUGCAGCACUAUACAUGUAAGAUAACUAUAUUAUUAAUGAUUAUUAAUGGUCAGCACUUUAAUAUAGCAUAGUUUUCUUGUUAUUUGGCUUUUAAAGGCUUUUUCUUUUAUUAGGAUAGGUUUAUAAAUGAAUACAGAAAUAGCAAAGUUUUCAGCUUAAAGGACUAUGUUUUAUUUUAGAAGUUCAUUUUGUUUUUUAUUUCUUGCUUAGUGAAAAUGCAUUCCUGAUUUCCAUAUCUGCUAAAAAAGAUUAUCCAGGAGAUAAUCCAGCCACUGGGAAUUCUAAAAAGAGGGAAUAGAUGCAAUUAUCAAAGAAAUAAUACAAUAAUAUUUCCCAGAACUGAAGGAUAUGAAUCUUCAGAUUGAAAGGACCCACCAAGUACUUAGCACAAUGAAUGAAAAGAAUGACUGACUCUAAGUGAAGUCAUUGGGUAUCCCAAAACACCAGUGAUAAGGAAAGAAUUCAUAAAGAUUCCAAAUAUAAAAAGCAUGUCACAUUUGGCCAGGCACAGUGGCUCACACAUGUAAUCCCAGCACUUUGGGAGGCCGAGGCAGAUGGAUCACUUAAGGUCAGGAAUUCAGACCAGCCUGGCCAACAUGGUGAAACCCCGUCUCUACUAAAAAUACAAAGAUUAGCUGGGCGUGGUGGGGGGGCGCCUGUAAUCCCAGCUACUCGGGAGGCUGAGGCAGGAGAAUUGCUUGAACCCGGGAGGCGGAGGCUGCACUGAGCCAAGAUCACACCACUAUACUCCAGCCUGGGUGACAGAGCGAGACUCCAUCUCAAAAAAAAAGCAUGUCACAUUUAAAUGAUGUAGAAUCAGAAUGACAUUAAAUUUCUAAACAGUGACAGUGAAAGCUUGAAGACAGUAAUACCAUCCAUGAUACCAUCAUGAUUUUCACCCUCAAGAACUAUUAACAGUCAAGCUCUCAAUUGUGUUAGCUUAGAAUUAAGAAAUUUCUUAAUUCUAGGCAUGCAGAGUCACAAGAUUUACCUACUGGUUAUCUUUUGUCCAGGCAGAUAUGCUCCCCAGAGCUAGGGAAUGGUCCACAAAAAAGAAAACCCAUGGGAUCUGGGAAACAAGUCAUUCAGCACAGAAAGGAGAUGACAAAAAUUCCCAAAGAGAACACCACACAGCAAGUCCAAAGUGCAGCCAGCCAAAACUGGAUGUGGUGGAUGAAAGGUGCCAGGAGGGAUGUCUCUGGUAGACCUACAAAGCCAAGAGGAUUUUUCGUGCUGCACAGGGAUGAUACUAAAACCAGUGAGAGGCUGGGCGUGGUGGCUCACACCUGUAAUCCCAGCACUUUGGGAGGCCGAGGUAGGUGGAUCACCUGAGGUCAGGAGUUCAAGACCAUCCUGGCCAACGUGGUGAAACCCAGUUUCUACUAAAAAUUCAAAAAAAUUAGCUGGACAUGGUGGUGGGCACCUGUAGUCCCAGCUACUCAGGAGGCCAAGACAGGAGAAUCGCUUGAACCUGGGAGAUGGAGGUUGCAGUGAGCCAAGAUCACGCCAUUGCACUCCAGCCUAGGUGACAAGAGUGAAACUCCAUCUCAAAAAAUACUAAUAAUAAAAUAAAUAAAUAAAUAAUAAAAAAUAAAAGCAGGGACUCUGAGGGCAUGCUUCAACCAGAUGACACAUUGGCUGUAGGCCACUGGUGCCCAUGUAGCUGCACAUGAUCCCUGAGCACCAUGAAAAAAUACAUUGGCGGCAAUGUAAAGAGGAAGAGGGUAAGACAAUGAAAAAGGAAAAAAAAAGGCAUAAUCAUUAACUCUGGGGAAAAAAGUUACAUAAGAAAUGAAAUAAUGGAGUAUGACUGCAUUUACAUUAUAAUAAUGAACACAGACUAAGGAUUUAACAACUGUGGUUUUGCCAUAUUGAGAGUAUGGGGGAAAGAGAAGGAAAGUGGAAGAGAACUAAAAUCCUCAUUUGUUACAGUAGGAAAGUAGAGGGUUUAAAGGAGUUGCAUCGGCAGCGGAUGAAGAGGAGAAGGAGACUAAGAGCUUGUUGCUUUUUGCUAUAAAAUUUAGCAUUUUUGAUUUUGCAAAUCAAGUGCAUGUAUUUAUUUACACCCAAUGAAGAUGCUAUCUGAAUUUUUCAUAUUUAAAAGCAUCCUUCAACAUGGUUCUAUGGAGAAAAACUGAAAAUUAAAUUUCAAGUUGAAAAAUUAUUUAGAGAACACAUUUUAGAAUAUUGUCUCAAAAAACAAAGAAGCAUACAAAUCCCAUUUUUCCUCCUCACUUUUAACAUUUGUGUAUAAUAAUCUAUUAUUCUCCUAUUUUGUGAGACACCAUUGUACAUAUUGUGACUAUUUUGUGCAGUACUUGUUUUAUUUUGACUUGUGUUUACUACUCCCACGUAGGGCAUCAGCAGUCCCCACUCUAUUAUCUUAUCCUCAUUCCCUUCCUCAUUUAUUUUUAUCUUACACUUCGCCUCCAUUGGUAUUUAGCAUUCUACAUAUUAUUUAUUCAGCAUCUGUUUAUUUAAUGCCUACUGCAUAGUAGGUACUGGGAAUGUAGCAAUGAACAAGAUAGAUAUAGCCCUCACCUGCACAAUCUACUGUCUGUCUGGAGCUAAUGUCUGUAUUAGCUAGGGAAUAGCCCACAAAAAUUUUAUUUCUAACUGAAAAUUUUAUUUCACCUCUGGUUGAUAAGACCCCACCCAUGGCUGGGCGCAGUGGCUCACACCUGUAAUCCCAGCACUUUGGGAGGCUGAGGCGGGCGGAUCACAAGGUCAGGAGAUUGAGACCAUCCUGGCUAACACAGUGAAACCCCAUCUCUACUAAAAAUACAAAAAAUUAGGUGGGCGUGGUGGUGGGUGCCUGUAGUCCCAGCAACUCGGGAGGCUGAGGCAGGAGAAUGGUGUGAACCCAGGAGGCGGAGCUUGCAGUGAGCCGAGAUCGCGCCACUGCACUCCAGCCUGGGUGAGAGUGCAAGACUCUGUCUCAAAAAAAAAAAAAAAAAAAAAAGACCCCACCCAUUACCCUUCAUUAUUAAAAUAAGCAUUAUCUCACAGGAAUACUUUUCUGUAAAAAUGCCACGAAAACAAAAAUGUGUCUAUUUCAUAUAUCUAUUUUUCUGGCUCUCUUGUGAUUUAUUCUUUUAAUUUAUACGUUUAACACCUUAAAAUCACGUGUUUUAAUUUAUACGUUAACACCUUAAAAUCACGUGUCCACCCCAAAGGCAGUAAUAUUGAUAAAAAUCAUCUAAGUCACUCCUGCAAAACAAGUAGAAGCCCAUAUCCCCUAAAUGAAAUCAGAUACUGGAUUUGGAACUGUUCCCAUUUGUUUGCAAUGUUGUGAUUCUUUUAUCCAUAACAUCCCUGUAUGUAAGGUAACCUUCAUUAUUCUCAUGAGUACCGGAAUGUUGGAGACCCCAUCCUGGAGUCUAUAUUAUUCACUAGCAUAUUCAUUAAAUAUGCUGAACAUAGCGUAAUGUUAACCCUAUUUGCCUCAAGUUAUACUGUGCUUAUUUUAAAGUACAUGAAAUUAGUUUCAUCUCUGCAGAUGUCAAACAAGGGCAUUGUCAUAGAAGAAUCACUGAACCAGACACUUCAUACUGAAGAGUAAAUUGAAACUGAAAUAGGAAAUAGGUCAGGUUUAAGGAGAAGCUGCAAGAAAGCCAACAGUAAGAUCUGAAAAUUAUUUAACAUUUUUACAAUAUAUAGUUUGUUUAAAGUAUCUUUCAGGCUUAAAAUUCUUGGACUCUUGGUGUGACCUUUGAAGAACGGGUAAUAACGCUGACUAGGUUUCCCAGGUUGAACCACCUGAGCAUGUUAAAGGUGAAAAUAGGAAUCUAAUCAGAACAUUUAUUACACCGUAAAGCAAUUUUCUGAAAAUGUUACUCAGUUCUAUGACCUCAUUACCAGGCAUCUGUUCGCAAGGUCACUGUACAAGUUUAUUUUGGCUGAGCAAAGCAUAAACAUUUGAAGGACCUUCAAGGAUUUUGCUGAGGAUGUACAGCAUUCCAUAGCUUUUCACAUGAGAAACAUAGGUGGUUUCGUGCAGAUGAGCAACACUACUGCCAGAUGAAGGACAGAUGAAGAAAAGUACUGUUAGUUGUAUUAACCAUGUCUUUGAAUUUCUCUGGCAGCCUUUUUUUGGUGAAUUUCUUUAGCAGAUAUAAGAAAUCAGUUACCACAGACUUUUGAGCUUUACAGGUAAAAUUGUUGAAAUCUAAUUAACUUUAAAUGAUCCCGAUUAGGUCAAAAAUCCGAACAUCUUACUGUCUAUGACUUUCUGUUUGUGAAUGGCUUUGAGGAUAUACAGCUUAGUAUUAUACACUUAAAAAAAAAGGGAAGAAUGUUUGUCCAGACAAUGGAAAAAGAAGGUUGUACUAUUUUUCCUAAAAUCUAGGGAAGCAGAAUGGUAUAACAAACAUUGAAUGCUACAGCAAUUGAGUUAAUCUGGAUUUUUUUUAGUGCUGAUUCCACCACAAAUUAGCCACGAGAUUUUGGGCAAAUCAUCUGCAUUGAUCUAAGCAUUAAUUUUUCUCACUUGUAAAACGAAGAGGUGAAACAUGAUUUCUAAAACCCCUUAUAUCUCUAAAACAGUGGUUCUCAACUAGAGGCAAUUUUGUGCCCCUACCCUUACCACGGGACAUUUUAGGUUGUCACCACUGAGAGGGGGCUGCUACUGGUAUCUAGUCGGUAAAGAAUGGUCAGGGAUGCUGCUUAAUAUUCUACAAAGCACAGGACGUUCCCCACAACAAAAAAUUAUCUAACAAAAAAUAGCAAGAGUGUUAAGGUUGAGAAACUGCUCUAAAAGUAUGAUGAGUCAGAAAAAACUAAAAGAAUAUAUAAAUAUGUAUAAGUAGUUUUGGUGGUAGGUUACAAAUAAUUUUUACUUCCUUUUUAAAAUUUUUCUCCAUGUUAUCAAUGUUCUUCAGUAAAUACGUAUUGCUUUAAACUCACUAAAAUAUUUUAUUCACCUAAUGCAAAUGCAGUCAAUUCCAUUCUGGGCUUGAUCAGAUUAAUUGUUAAAUGUGCAUGGGGAAAUGAGAUUUCCCUAAAAACUGGGAACUAACCUUAUCUGCAAUUAUAAUGUAACAUCAGGGAUCAACAAGAAAUAGAGCUUAGUGGCUAUUCUUUACUGAAUAGUAUAAUAAGAAUUAUUCUGUAAAAGAAUGUUUUGUGCUUGUACGAUUAUAAAGCAUUGCUGGUUAUAUGUUUUUAAAUCUGUGAUUUAAAAUGUGAAGAAAAUAAAGGUUUUAUACAAAGGUGCUGAUAAACAAAAUAAGUUCUUAUUUAAAACAAAAUAACUAAUGUUAAUGUAGUGUUUAACCAGGAAAUGAAGUAUUUAAACAAAGACAGCAUUAUUUGAGUGUAAAGAAAUUGGAAUUACUCAUACAUGCAGGGCCCCUUUUUAUGGAUGCCAACCACGUGCUUGGAUACUUGAGUAGACAUUCAGAUGUCCUAGUGCCCUUGGAUGUAAAUGAGCUCUGUGUGGAGCCAGUGUGGGGAGCUGCUUCUCAGCUGAAGAAUCCCUUCCAGAGCCUGAGUGUGCUAGCUCUGGACCCAGCCCUCCUGCCCAGUCAGCCCCUGCAGUAUUCUCAGUUUCUUACAGAGGCAUUUGGGCCCACCUAAAUCCAAAACCUGAGAAUUUAGUGCCAGCUGAAGUUCAGAUGGUUCAGAAACAGUUCUGCUCACGAUGAUCAGUUUCAAUGUGUAAAAUAUUCUACAGAAUACUUAAUUACCUGGACUUUUACAUUCUCAUCAUAAUCUCUGUUACUUUGAUUGUUAGGAUCAAUUUUAACAUACACAGAGUACAGACAAUUCUGCAGAGAAUAGGAUCUAAAGUGCUGAAAUAUGGAAUUAUCUUGUGAAUGGUAAUCCCGCCUUUCCUCUUUAUUGACUAAGACCGCUGUUUCCAUACAGCAGACUAGACUAGAACUUUUCUUUUUCUUUCUUUCUUUUUCUUUCUUUCCUUUCUUUCUUUCUCUCUCUCUGUCUCUCUCUUUCUCCCUCUCUUUGUUUCUUUCUCUCUCUCUCUUUCUUUCUUUGUCUUUCUUUCUUUCUGUCUUUCUUCUUUCCUUUUUUAGAGACAGGGUCUCGCUCUAUCACCCAGGCUGGAGUGCAGAGUUGUGAUCACAGCUCACUAAGGCCUCAAACUCCUGGCCUCAUGUGAUCCUCCCACCUUGGCCUCCCAAAGUGUUGGAAUUGCAGGCGUGAGCCACUGCACCAGGUCCUUUUCUCAUUUUUCUUAUACUUUUGUCUUAAUAUUAUAUAAAUUAAAUAGAAGAAAAUAGAUACACAAAGCAUUAUUAAUUUAAACAAAACCAAUCCCUUUUAGCAUUGUUAUUUACAAGUGACUAUAAUGUUCUAUUUGUGGCCUCAAAAAUAGACAUUUUUAUUUUAUUGAUGGGAAUAAAGCAUUAGAUACAGGACACAUGAGUGAGAAAUGGAUUGGAAAUUCUUAUAGUAUGCCACAUAUUGACUAAUUUUGUAAUAUUAAAGACAAUAUUUUAAAAAAGGAAAAAAGUCACCCAUCCCAUCUGCCUAAACAUUGUACUGUUGUUAGUUUUGCAUUUUUCCAUGCCUACUUAUAGCCAUACUGCAUACUUGCAAUCAUAUUAUGCAUGUGCUAUAGAAUUCUGGGGUAGAGGGAAGAUAUCUCCACUUACCGUUAAUAUAGCAAACAUAGUUCCUUUAUUACUGGACUUUUUGUGCUGAAGAUGUAAAAACUGGAAGGAAUAAGGUAGUCUUCAGAAGUGAUUACUUUGUAAUUAUACCCAUCCUUUAAACUGGUUACAUUGGAUACAUGUAAUUUACGUAAUGUUUUCAAAGUCCACAAUAUUGCACCAAUUUCUCUCUUAUAUUAGUUUUAUUCUGGAUCCAUAAAAAAUAUACAGUGGAAAGUCCAAUUUUCCAAGGUAAUAAUGGCUGUUAAAGUGUUGGAGGUUCUCAAAGAGGGCUCAUAUUCCCUUUUUGCUUUUCCCUACAGUGCCUGGCUUUCCUGAAAGCCUUGAAGAGGUUGAUAAUACUUGGGUAUUGAUAAUAGUAGCAUUGGUUACUCAAGAGCUAAAUUUAAAUCCAGCCUUUAGAUAGAUCACCCAGAUACCUCAAGGUUGGGCCUUGCCUUGCUCAUGUUUAUUCUGAACCUGAAGCAAACCCUUGGUAGGUGGUGUAGUCUAUCCAUGGAGAAACCUGUGGCCAUACCUGUAGUUUGCUGCUGAACCUCUGCAAAAAACCUACAGUGUUUACAUUAAAACAUGCUGCCAUCUAUGGAGAAGUCUUUAACAGUCAAGAGUAAUGAAAAAGAAGGGACAUAAAAAGAGUAUUUAGUUUACUUAUUACAUGCUCAAUAUCAGUAGCAUACCAGGCACACCAGGAGAAUAGAAGAAGCCUAAGAUUUGUCCCUCUCCUCUAGUGUCUUAAAAGUCUUGCUCUGGAGGCAAAAUAUACCUAUCCCAACAAUAGAAGUAACAGUAGUACGUGAGUUCAUUUGUGAGGUAUAUCCCAAGAGAUUUGUUGAUUAUGCUUGUUAAACAUACCAAAGUUUGGGGAUGAUAUAAUUAUAAAGCUAGACUGAUUCCAUUGUACUUUGAGUCAUUUGUAUCCUGAAAUGUACCUUCUUGAGUGGGAGGGUUUGGGAAUUAUAGCCAGCCUUGGAAAUCGCAUGUGAAUUGAGUAAAGGGUAUCAUGGACAUGCAUGUCAUUUGUCAUCUGUGUGGCAGUAAAUAAAGAAAUCAGAAAUUGCUGAGAGAAGGCACAGAACUACGAAGAUGAAAUAAAGAGAAUGACAUUUCUGAGAAACAAGGCAUCCGUUUCAGAUGAACACUGGUCACUUCCUCGUAGUAUGUCUCUGGAGUCUUCUGUCAACUAUCUGUUUGAUAAGUAAAUGAUAUCUAAUAAGGAGGAAGCAAGUAUAAUAAAUUAAUCCAUGCCACAAA
Messenger RNA from Homo sapiens (human), 9148 nucleotides. It is a transcript of the gene REEP3, whose product is annotated as receptor accessory protein 3. Gene Ontology annotation, cellular component: endoplasmic reticulum membrane. The record is from RefSeq and is a predicted model, not a curated record. The transcript is spliced from 6 exons. Lineage: Eukaryota; Metazoa; Chordata; Mammalia; Primates; Hominidae. The coding region runs from base 146 to 604 and encodes 152 amino acids.